Molecule: messenger RNA, 321 nt
Organism: Pelobates cultripes (western spadefoot toad)
Lineage: Eukaryota; Metazoa; Chordata; Amphibia; Anura; Pelobatidae
Source: the annotation of a GenBank genome assembly
AUGAAGCCUGUCAUGGCGCCUCUCUCCGACGGGUUGUCUUACUCAUCCAGCGAAACAUCCCUCCCAGACAUGGAGGAGCUGACCACCAUCGCUAGAAGACCGAGAGCUGACUUAUCUGCAAAGUGGUCAGAGGGCUCACGGGUGAUGAAGGGAACUUUGACGGCCCUUCUCGACGACCUCCGCCGCAAUCUAGCUGCUGAUCUUAACUCCUUCAAGGCGGAGAUUAGCGGAGUGUCGAGGCGCCUCCAUGAUGCAGAGAUAACCACGGCCGCUCAUGAGACCCGCCUAAAUAACAUGGAACAAGAGAUAUGUGAAAUGUGA